Molecule: messenger RNA, 1312 nt
Organism: Psammomys obesus (fat sand rat)
Lineage: Eukaryota; Metazoa; Chordata; Mammalia; Rodentia; Muridae
Gene: Tspan1
Product: tetraspanin 1
Exons: 8
Coding region: 151-876 (241 amino acids)
Cellular component (GO): membrane
Source: RefSeq, a predicted model, not a curated record
GUAGGUAAGCAGUGCUGUGCAAGGACUAGCAGGUCCCUCAUCACCCCGCCAGCACACUGAGUGGCAGUUUCCUGGAGCCCUUCUGUUCUUCCGGGAGUGCAGCAGAUCCCGCUCAGAACCUAGUGCCAAGAGCCCUGAGCAGGACCCACCAUGCAGUGCUUCAAAUUCAUUAAGGUCAUGAUGAUCCUCUUCAAUCUACUCAUCUUUCUCUGUGGUGCGGCCCUGUUGGCUGUGGGAAUCUGGGUGUCUGUCGAUGGGACAUCCUUCCUGAAGAUCUUUGGGUCAAUGUCAUCAAGUGCCAUGCAGUUUGUCAACGUGGGCUACUUCCUCAUCGCAGCUGGUGUUGUGGUCUUUAUCCUCGGUUUCCUGGGCUGCUAUGGUGCUCAUUCUGAGAACAAGUGUGCGCUCAUGACGUUCUUUUUCAUCCUUCUCAUCAUCUUCAUUGCUGAGCUUGCGGCCGCUGUGGUGGCCUUGGUGUAUACCACAAUGGCUGAACAAUUCCUAACGUUGCUGGUGGUGCCUGCCAUCAGAAAGGACUACGGCUACCAGACUGACUUCACCCAAGUGUGGAACUCUACCAUGGAAGGGCUGAAGUGUUGUGGCUUCAACAACUACACAGAUUUUAACACCUCACGUUUCGUCGAAGAGAAUAAAGUCUUUCCCCCCUACUGUUGUAUCAACCCUGUCAACAGCACAGCUGAGGAUCCAUGCACCGAGGAAAAGGCCAAAACUAUGAAAGUACAGGGUUGUUUCAAACAGCUUCUGCAUGACAUCAGAACCAAUGCAGUCACCGUGGGCGGUGUGGCAGUUGGAAUUGCCGCCCUGGAGCUGGCUGCCAUGUUUGUAUCCAUGUAUCUAUACUGCCAUCUGCAGUAGGACUGCUUCUGCCUCCCGACUUGCUGCCGCUGCAUGGAAGCCAGGAAGAGGCACUUGGCACAGCUCAGCAGCAGUGAUGGGGGUGGAAAUGAAACCUAGCAAUGCCAUUUGGGCUGGAGUGGAUUUGCCUUUCCUACUCUGAACUUUGGGCUAAAUAGGGACUACCUCUUUUGGGAUCUGUGUCCUCCCUGUUCUUCCGCUGGUGGGGUCGAGGAGGCAUCUGUCCCACAGUCUCAGAGGCAACCAUGUCUGCCCAUCUCCUGAUUAUUUUCUUCCACCCUUGACGCUCCCUUAGUCUAAAAGCGGCUCUUGAUGAUCCCAGCACUGCACUCGUGGAUGAAGGCACUUACAGCCUGGGCAUUUCAAGCGUCAGUGAAUGUAUAGAAGGCAUUUUUGGAACCUAUAAAGCAAUUAAAAUAUUUCUAUUUGGACUGUG